Molecule: messenger RNA, 1629 nt
Organism: Ricinus communis (castor bean)
Lineage: Eukaryota; Viridiplantae; Streptophyta; Magnoliopsida; Malpighiales; Euphorbiaceae
Product: very-long-chain 3-oxoacyl-CoA reductase
Exons: 5
Coding region: 317-1111 (264 amino acids)
Source: RefSeq, a predicted model, not a curated record
CAAAAAAAUAAAAAUGCCUCUUGAGAAGGAGGCAGCGAAGUAGAUAGCUAUGAAGAAGAUUGUGUACCCACAGUUCAAUCUCAGUCCCACCUCAUCAUUUCUCUUCUAUUCAUUUCUUCUCUUUCUUUUGUUUUUAUUAUUUUAUUUUUUCUCUAAAUGUAAAAUCAUAAAUCACCCAGUAACUUUCUUGCUUGAGUGAGAAAAACUACUAAACACAGUGCUGGUGCUAUAUCUUUUAUAUACUAUUUCAAGAAUUGGGUUCUUUUUCACAUUUGAGAAAGAACCCAAGUUUAGUUAGCUUCAUCCAAGAAUCAAGAUGCGGAGCAUGGCCAGCUCUGCCACCCCUAAAGGCAUCGCCGCCAUUGUAGGCGUUGGACCAAAGCUGGGCCGAUCCAUUGCUCGCAAGUUUGCUCAUGAAGGCUACACUGUGGCUAUUCUUGCUCGUGACUUAGGGAGAUUAUCAAGAUUUGCAGAUGAGAUAGCAAGACAAGAAAAGGCUCAAGUAUUUGCAAUAAGAAUAGACUGUUCAGAUUCAAGAAGUGUAAGAGAAGCAUUUGAAGGAGUUCUUUCACUUGGAUUUGUAGAAGUUCUUGUUUAUAAUGCCUAUCAACCAGUUCCUUGGCAUCCUACCAAUUUCACUGAUAUCAGAAUUGACUCUUUUGAGAGGUCACUUGCAGUUUCCUCUGUAGGAGCUUUCCUUUGUGCCCAACAGGUACUUCCAGGCAUGGUGGAGAGAGGAAAAGGGACAAUUCUUUUCACUGGAUGUUCAGCUUCUUUAAAUGGCAUUGCUGGUUUUUCUGAACUAUGCUGUGGAAAGUUUGCAUUGAGAGCUCUAUCACAAUGCCUAGCCAGGGAGUUUCAGCAUCAAGGAGUGCACAUUGCCCAUGUUAUGAUCGAUGGUGUAGUUGGCCCACCUAGGGGACCAUCAAGCUCCCAAAGGACGUCAGUUGGGGAACAACAGCAACAGAGUGUAGGUGGAAAUACUAGUGGAGACCUAAUGGACCCUGACUCUCUUGCUCUAACCUACUGGCAUUUGCAUGUUCAAGACCGCUUCGCUUGGACCCAAGAGAUCGACCUUCGCCCUUCCAACUCCAUCCUUAGAUUCUUCUAGUUCCCCCUCAUACCCACACCCAAAUGCAAUUAUUGCCAGCCUCUUCCUUCAAUUUCCCACUUUCCCUUCACCACCGCCAAGCUUUGCACCAGAAAGAUCGCACCUGAUGCACUGAAACUAAAAUUUAAAAGAAAAAUAGCGUCGGCCCUUUUUACCUUAUAUAUGUAUAUAUACAUAUGCAUACAUUUUGUGUGCUUUCAGAUGAUUCUAGCAACAUGUUUAGGAGCAUUGAAGGCAAUAGCUUUUUUAUAUGAAUCCUCGACAGCGUUGUUUGUCGUUUUCAAUUUGGAUAAUAUCUUCUUUUGUCUUUCACCCCAUUUUGUUUUAUUAAUUCCAUAGCCAUAAAAAGAAAAACAAAAAAACAGCCCAUUUGUGAUCUACGUUCAAGAGGGGAAGAUUUCAAAUAUAUAUAAAUAUAUAUUUGUCUUCUGGGUUCUCAUUGUAUUCUCUGGUGAUGAAUUGAUUGUAUAUAGUUUGUUCUAUUUGAUGAAUAAAUAAAGACAUUGGGUUUGUGAUAA